GAAUUAACCAGAAGCUUUGGGAUAAUAGACAUCCAAAGAAAUUGGGAUUACUCAUUUUUAAUGAACCUCAGAUAGUUCAUACUUUAAGGAAGUGAUUUCAUCUUUGCAAAGAUUAAUGGAAGCAAGAAUUGGGAAAGGCUUUAGCAAUUUGAAGAAAGCACCAGAACCUUAAUUGAAAGCAAUGCAAAUUUCAACCAAUUCAAACAUGUUAUGUUUUCGAUGAUAAAAAUUGAGUUAGGUGUAAAUUAGAACAUGAACACCAAAUCCAAUUGGGACCUUCAAUUGAAUUUCUAUAUUCGAAUGCCUUUAGAAAAUGUGUAAGAGGAGAAGGAUGGCAACCAGAUAUGCAAGGAGAUAAAGAUGAUCAGCAAUAUAAAUUCAUUUAUUUUUUAAUAUAAAAAUAAUAAAACUGAUGGAAGAAGCUAAUCAGAAACAAAAUUUAUCUUUCCAGAUAGCCUAAUUAGAAGAAGAGUACAAUAAUUACAUAGAGUAUAAAGUCAUUUAAUUUUAGCUCUUCUGAGGUU
Messenger RNA from Paramecium octaurelia, 524 nucleotides. Lineage: Eukaryota; Ciliophora; Oligohymenophorea; Peniculida; Parameciidae. The record is from the annotation of a GenBank genome assembly.